Molecule: messenger RNA, 3096 nt
Organism: Eublepharis macularius
Lineage: Eukaryota; Metazoa; Chordata; Lepidosauria; Squamata; Eublepharidae
Gene: CCDC61
Product: coiled-coil domain containing 61
Exons: 14
Coding region: 164-1756 (530 amino acids)
Cellular component (GO): centrosome
Source: RefSeq, a predicted model, not a curated record
GGCAGCGUGGGAGCCGUUGCGCUGGGGGCCAAUGGGAGAAGCGGAAAGGUGGGAGCCGGUCGGCAGAGGCGGCAGUUGAGAAAACUUCGAGUAAACCACUGGGGACGGGAAGGCGGUGAACCUCCUCUCCUGCUAGGCAGGCCGAGAGCUCGUCAGGGCUGCCAUGGCCAAGCUGCAAGGGCUGCAAGCGGACUACGUCUUUCGGGGCGUGGAGCAUGUCGUGCGGAUGACGGUGGAGGGGAACCUUCUGGAGGUGGAAGUGGAGGACCGCCUGACCACGGACCAGUGGCGAGGAGAGUUUGAUGCUGCUUUCAUUGAAGACCUAACACACAAGACGGGGAAUUUCAAGCAGUUUGGGAUCUUUUGCAGCAUGCUGGAGUCGGCCCUUACGCAGAGCAGUGAGUCAGUCACCUUGGACCUCCUCACCUACACCGACUUGGAGGCGCUGCGGAGCAGGAAGAUCGGGAUGGGCCCGAGGCACACGUCUGCCACCAAAAGUUCCCCGCUGAGCUCCAAGCGCUACCUGAUACUGAUCUACUCCGUGGAAUUUGACAGGAUUCACUACCCUCUGCCGCUACCCUACGUGGGGAAGCCGGACCCCGUCGUCCUGCAGAAGGUGAUCCGAGAGCUGAAGGAGGAGCUGGCCGUGCUGAAGGCGAAGCCAGGCAAGGACUUCCGAGAUGUUGAGAUCCGCCGUCUCCGGGACGACAGGCUGCAGCAGGUCCUGGAGGAGAAGCAGGCGGUGGAGACGGCCCUGCUGGCCCUGCAGGAGGAGCUGAAGCUGGCCAGCAAGAGCAGCGCCCUCAAGGAAGCGAAGAUCCUCAAGAAAGUGGUGCAGAGCCUGGAGGAGGAGCUGGCCAAGGAGAGGGCCAAGCACCAGCGGGCAGCCAACAAGCGGCUGCAGGAGAGCCGGCAGCUGGCCGACGAGCUGGCCGAGCUGAAAGCGACCGAGAGGGGCCUCCGGAUCCGGGUGAAGAGCCUGACCACGGAGCUGGCAUUAUACAAGAAGGGGCGCUUCACCCCUACCGCACCGUCUCCCCAGAAUCAUUUCACCCGCCCCAGCCUGAACCGAACCAGCAACGCCGCCAAGAGGAAAGAGGAUCGCCGGUCCACCUCGGGGGAACGGUCAAACUCUCGGGAGCACAGUGGGGCCUGGGUGCCCAGCCGACACCGGUCCACAUCCAGGGAGGGGCGCAGCGGGAGCCAGGGCCGGCUCACACGGCAGUCCCCGUCCCCUACAGGCUCCCGGGGACCACGCUUCGACCCCACGGCUUAUGUGAAGGCCAGGGAACGCAAGCAGAAGGAAGCAGAGCAAAACAACAAGCGAUACCUCCGUCGAGGGAUGGGCGACACCCCACCAAGUGGCUGGCGCCACACUCAGUCCAGAGGGCUGGCAGCGUUCAGCACAGCUGGGAAGUCCCGUGGCAGGAGUUCUUCAGUGGAAAGCUUCCGCAGCCGGCGCUCUUCUGCGAGCUCGGGGAGCGAAAUGGACGAUUACUCUGAACCUACCAUUUCUAGGGGCCGGAAGCGAGUGGGAAGGGGCCGGAAGCCCCUGAGCAGCUCCUCGUGGAAUGGAUCAUCUGGGGUUCCUAGAGCGGACAGUAGUCACAGGAAGCCGCUUGUGAGCACCCCGACUGCAGGAAAGCAAGCUGACAAAGAAAAUCUUUAUGACGACCCCCCAGCUGACCUCUCUGAAAUCGACGCUCGGCUCCAGGCCUUGCAGGAAUACAUGAAUAAACUCGAGACGAGAACGUAGUCCCUGCAGAGGAUCGAGGGUGCCUUCCAACGGCCUUCCAGCGGAGCUCAAUAACAUACCCACAGCUGCCGAGAACUGGCCAGAAAUUGCUAAGGGCUUCCCCCGCCCCCCUCCCUCUCAACAUUGGCACUGUCCCUUUUUCUACACUUGGGUGUGGGUCUGAAAUACGAAGAUUAUUCUGGAGUGGGAAUCAUGGAGGUGUUAGUUUUUCCUAAAUGCUUAGCUCGUACACGCACGGCAUGUCUUACUGAAGCAGGUAGUCUUUCUCCCUUCUGUGCUGCCGUUUAGGACUUGCAGGUGCGGAGUCUGCAGCGCAUCAGAUGCAAGAGAGAGUGCAGGCCUUGGGAGCUUGACCCGCGCCAUCCGCCACUGCGCCUUAAGAAAAGGGUGCGGGAGGGCUUCUCGGGCAUCAGAGUGCCCUGCUAAACCCCUUUCUUCUAAUUCUGCCACCCUGUCAGGUCUGAUCUCAAGAAACGCCUUGAGAGCAAAGCGACAGUGUUACAGCCCUGCAGCCCUUCCUUCGAGCCCUGCCCAGCGGAAAGGCAACAACUUAGGCCGUUUUCACCCUCUUUAACAUCGCGCAAAGCUCACGGAACGAGGGUGUCUUCACGGCGCGAUUUCUGACGCCAUCCCAUCAUGAUUCCGUUUUCGCAGCACGACGACAUCAGAAAUCGCGCCGCGAGGACACCUUCGUUCCGUGAGUUUUGCGCGAUGUUAAAGAGGGUGAAAACAGCCAUGCUGCUCCCAGUUGUUCCCCCUGACUGUGGAGUUUCCCUGACUCUGCUUGGGCGUGGUUGGGGGCUGAUUUGCUUCAGUGUGUCGGUGAAGACUGCCCUCUGGGUGCUGGGCUAGGAAUCCCUGCCAAGCAGCCGCCUCAGUGGGACUCGGCAAAGCCCUUUGAUGACAGAGGCACUAGCGAUGAUUGAAAAAGCUAUUUGUUUUUCGUUUGUCAGUUUUUCUUCUCUGCUGGGGCAGGCACCCAAGACGAGCUGAGCCAGCGAAGAUCUGGAUUUAAAUAUUUGUUAAAAAACAGCCCUGUGUGCUUUCAGCCUGGCUUCUUUCGACCUGAUUUCUCCGCAGGUGUUAAACGGCUGCCUGAUUUGCACAGCUGGGCCUGUUUCCUGGCUUAACCAAGCCCGGCCAGAUUUGCCCACUGUGCUGAGUAGCGAUUAAUCCUGAGCGCUUUGAUAGGGUCUCUCCUCCAGCGGGGCUGGCUCAUAAUUUUCUGUGACCUCUUUCUAAACAUUCCUGAAAGCUCUUUUCUAGCUUCUCCCCACAGAGAAGUAUAGUGGUGUAUGCUUGUGCGGGACUGUGUAUGGUGAUCCUUUUUGUAAAUAAAC